Molecule: messenger RNA, 1792 nt
Organism: Oreochromis niloticus (Nile tilapia)
Lineage: Eukaryota; Metazoa; Chordata; Actinopteri; Cichliformes; Cichlidae
Product: tripartite motif-containing protein 35-like
Exons: 1
Coding region: 353-1792 (479 amino acids)
Molecular function (GO): protein binding; zinc ion binding
Source: RefSeq, a predicted model, not a curated record
CACUCAGCCUGUUGAAAUGCUCCUCAGCAGAUAGAAACAAAACAGAUCUUACUUUCGUGUCAUUUUUGUAUAUUCUUUAUUUGAAACGAUACACAAGAGCUGAGCAUGUUCCAUUGCUUUGGUUUUCUACUGAGCACAAGUAAUGGACGUAUCUAAAUGACGUCCUUGCAGCACCAUCUGUGGGAUUUGUAUGCCGGUAAGAAUUAGCCUAUGACCAUGGUGAAUGAAAAUGAAAGUAAAUUUCUGCACUGUGGACCGGAGAUAAGACGCCAUUAGAAGGUGACAGGCAUUUGGAGGAUUUUAAUCGGACAGUUCCAGAGGGAAUAAUUUGGUGAGUAAGAAAGAAGAUCAAAUGGCUGAAAAACUUCUCGAAAAUUUCCUGAGCUGCCAUGUGUGUUCAGAGACUUUCAGAGAUCCUGUGUCUCUGAGCUGCAGCCACAGCUUCUGUUCAAGCUGCCUGCAACAAUUCUGGGAACAAGCUAAAAACAAAAACUGUCCCAUUUGUAAAAGAAAAUCUUCAAAGGACUGUCCAGAUGUGAACAUUGCUCUGAAAGAACUUGCUGACUCUUUUGCUGACAGGCAGAAAGUCGAAUCAUCAGAGACAGUAAAGGGAGAAGAGAAAUUAAUAGUGGUGUGCAGUAAACACCAAGAAGAGCCUAAACUGUUCUGUGUGGAUGAAGACAGAGCUGUGUGUACUGUGUGUGAUUUUCCUCACCACCAGAGUCACAAAGUGGUUCCUGUAGGAGUUGCAGUCAGUGACCUGAAGGAGCAGCUGAAAUCUGACUUAAAGUCUCUGCAGGACAAGAGGAACAAAUACAAACAAGUGGAGAAAACAUACAAUGAAGUGAUUCAACACUCCAAGACGCAGCUGUUGUCCACAGAGAGGCAGAUCAGAGCAGAGUUCAACAAGCUCCAGCAGUUCCUGAAAGAGGAAGAGGAGUCCAGACUGGCAGCUCUGAGGGAGGAAGAGGAGCAGAAGGGGAGGACUAUCAGCAGAGAGAUGAAGAUGAUUGAAGAGCAGAUCUCCUCUCUGUCAGACAGCAUCUCUGCUGUUGAAGAAGAGCUGCAGAAACACAGGGUGCCAUUCCUCAGCAGUUAUAAAGACACUCAGAGCAGAGCCAGAGCCCAGAGCUCAGUGUCAGAUCCACAGCUGGUCUCAGGAGCACUGAUAGAUGUGGCCAAACACCUGGGCAACCUGUCCUUCAGAGUGUGGGAGAAGAUGAAGGAGAAGGUCCACUUCAGUCCUGUCAUUCUGGACCCAAACACUGCAAACCACUGUCUCUAUCUGUCUGAUGAUCUGACCAGUAUGAAAUGUGGAGACACAAAACAGCAGCUUCCUGAUAAUCCAGAGAGAAACACUAAUUAUACAAUUGUUUUUGGCUCUCAGGGCUUCAGCUCAGGGAAACACAGCUGGGAGGUGGAGGUGGGAGACCAUCCUGAUUGGCUUGUAGGUUUAGCUAAAGAGUCAGUCGAGAGAAAGAAAGAGCGUUUUGCUUCAGGAGACUAUGGAAUCUGGUGUUUAACCCAUCGCAGUGGAUCAUACGGCAAUGGUCUUUGUGAGCAUGUGGCGGUGAAGAAGAGUCUCCAGAGGAUCAGAGUCCAGCUGGACUAUGACAGGGGGGAGGUGUCCUUCUAUGACCCUGAAGACAUGACUCACAUCUACACUCACAGAGACACUUUCACUGAGAAACUCCUCCCAUUUUUCAGCAUUGGAAAGGCUGGAGAUGGGAAAACCUCUGAUAUCAAAAUCUGUCGGAGUAAGAUUUCAUUGGAAAGGGAUUCUUCUGUUUAA